UCCCCAUUUCCAAAUCCAAAAAAUACUUCUCAGUUCCUCUCUCAAACUGAUGCAGCUCUUUUCCAAGCCACUAACUACCACUGACACACGCAAAAGGUUAGCAAUCCCCACCAACAGUCUGACCUCGUUGAUACACAACAGAGGAGGCAACGCCGUGGAGUUGCACGUCCGGCAUGGGACCGCCGUGUGGCCAAUUAUGUGCACUACUCGCAGAAAGGGGUAUAAAAAGCCUGUCCUUUCCAAAGGGUGGAGAUCGUUUGUUCUUAAAAACAAACUAAAUGUGGGUGACAUUGUAACCCUAUUUAAGGAGGCAGAUGAAGCAGGGUAUUUGAACUACAGAAUUGAGGUGGAGAGAGCAGAUGGCCCAUCUCUUAAGCAUGCCGGUGCCACCGUCGGAAAUUCACCAAGUUGCAAGUAUGAAAAUGGUGAAGUCAAGCGAUUUGGUGUUACAGAUGAGAAAGUAGAGAAGAAGUCUUUCAAGCUAUUUGGGGUUCGUGUCCUGGAGACUGGGCCGCUGGUGAAGCGCCCUGAUGAAUCUACUGCUGGAAAAACAGACACUGGGGCCAAGGAGGGGAGAGAAUACCAUAACAAGAAUUCUGAAGGGCUCACUCUAGAUUUGACUCUGGCUUCACCCAUAGUGAAUGAACUAAGGUAAAUAUUCUUAUGGCCCAUUCUCACAGCCCAAUCAAUAACAAUUGAGAAUGGAUGAAAUAAGAAUAUUAAUUUUGUAAUUUUUUAUAUUUAAAAAUGUAAACUUAUUGUACUUGGGCCUCACGCUCAAUAACCAUAGAUCGACUUGUAAGGUGCAUCCCUCAACUUGAGAGUUGGGGUGUGAUUUCCUUCUUCUCAAAAUUGUAACCUUGUUAAAAAAAAUUUUAAAAAAAU
Rubroshorea leprosula is the source of this 885-nucleotide messenger RNA. NCBI's taxonomy places the organism in Eukaryota, Viridiplantae, Streptophyta, Magnoliopsida, Malvales, Dipterocarpaceae. The record is from the annotation of a GenBank genome assembly.